AUGGCUCUUACAUGGACAAAGAGGAACGACUCAGAUCGUCUGUCUGUUGUUUCCUCUGAAAAGAAAGAACAAGUCACCGUUAUCAAUACGGAAAUCAAUGACUUAGAAUCUUCAAGCUCAGAAAAUGAAGACCAUAUCUUCCAAGACCCUAUUAUCGCUGAACACUAUAAACAACUUUAUGAAGAAACCCAGUACGAGUGUCGUCAUCACUUUGAUCCAGAGUUUACUUGGACUGCAGAAGAAGAGAAGAAGGUAGUCAGAAAAAGUGACUGGUAUGUCACUCUCUGGGCUUUGAUCAUGUUUACUGCGUUAGAUUUUGAUAGAGGAAACAUGUCUCAAGCUCUCUCGGACAACUUUCUUACUGAUAUUGGUAUUGAUACAAAUCAAAUGAAUCUUGGUAGUACUAUCAAUCUUAUUUGCUUCUUGAGUGCUGAAUUGCCUUCGCAGUUAAUCUCCAAGAAGAUUGGUGCUGAUGUCUGGAUUCCAAUGCAAAUGAUCUUGUGGUCGGUUGUGUCGAUGUCACAAUUUGCUAUUAAAGACGCUCGUGGUUUCUAUGCCACCAGAGCCCUUUUAGGUGCUUUACAAGGUGGUUUCAUUUGUGAUGUUUGUCUCUGGAUGAGCUAUUUCUUUACUUCUAAAGAAUUGCCUUUGAGGUUGGCUAUUUUCUAUAUUGCCAAUCCCAUGACUGUUGUCUGGUCCAGUUUGCUUGCUUUUGCUUUAUUGAAGGUCAAGACAGAUUCCACUCCUGAAAGUUGGAGAUGGUUGUUCUUAAUUGAAGGUGCUUUCACAUUGGUGGUUGGAAUUGCUGCUUUUUUCAAGAUGCCUGCCUCUUCUGUGCAAACGAAGGCUUGGUACAGAAAGAAGGGUUGGUAUACUGACAGAGAGGAGAAGAUUGUUGUCAAUAGGGUGUUGAGAGAUGAUCCUGAAAAGGGAAGUAUGCACAAUCGUGAACCUGUUGGUCCAAAAGAAUUACUCACAGCUGUUUUCGAUGUGAAUCUUUUACCAAUUUAUAUUAUCCGUAUUCUUGGUGAUAUCGGAACUGCACCAAUUUCAAGUUAUCUUCAGUUGGUUCUUAGAGGUAUGGGUUAUUCAACCUUCAAAACAAAUGCUUUAACUAUUCCUUACAACUUAAUUUCUGUUGUAACUUUGGUGUUCACUGGUUGGCUCACCGAAAAAGUGAAGAGUAGAGCAUUUGUAAUUGCAACCACUCCUAUUUGGAUUCUCGCUGGUCUUUUCCCAUUGAGAUUUUGGCCCAAUGCACAAAAAGAUAUCUGGGGUACAUUUGCACUUUUAACAGUUCUUCUUGGUCACUCGCCGGUAUGUCACAUCACUAUUUCUUGGUGUUCUGCAAAUUCCAAUGGUGUUAGGAGUAGAGCAGUUUCGGCAGCUGUCGUCAAUAUUGUCUCACAAGCAGCUUCAAUUAUUUCUGCUAACAUCUAUAGAAAAGAUGAUGCACCACUUUAUCAUCGUGGUAACACUGAUCUUAUCGGUAUUGCAUUUGGAGCUCUAUUUGCCUGUAUCCUUGCCAGACAGUAUUAUAUCUGGAUUAAUAAAAAUAGAGAGAAGAAGUGGAAUGCCAUGACUAUUGAGGAAAGGGAAGAAUACUUGCGUAAUCCUCCUCAUGAUGGUAACAAGAGAUUAGAUUUCAGAUUCGUAUACUGA
Molecule: messenger RNA, 1662 nt
Organism: Scheffersomyces stipitis CBS 6054
Lineage: Eukaryota; Fungi; Ascomycota; Pichiomycetes; Serinales; Debaryomycetaceae
Product: putative permease
Exons: 1
Coding region: 1-1662 (553 amino acids)
Biological process (GO): transmembrane transport
Cellular component (GO): membrane
Molecular function (GO): transmembrane transporter activity
Source: RefSeq, a predicted model, not a curated record